Naegleria lovaniensis is the source of this 303-nucleotide messenger RNA. RefSeq lists its product as uncharacterized. Bases 1 to 303 code for a protein of 100 amino acids. The record is from RefSeq and is a predicted model, not a curated record. Lineage: Eukaryota; Heterolobosea; Eutetramitea; Acrasida; Naegleriidae. The transcript is spliced from 2 exons.
AUGAGCUCAUCCCAAAGGCAAUCCAACGAUGCCGUUGUACUUCAACAACUCGAAGAAACAGCCAAAUAUAUUUCCAACAAGUACCAACUCGAUUGUGCAUAUCAUCAAGAGUCACCGCUCCGACCCAUCUCUCCUUCUUCCUUCCAUGCCUUGCCUCAUGCAUCAUUGGGACGGCGAUCAUCGACUCCUUCCAUGAUGUUGCAACAUCAGAAUAAUGAGGAGUACGACGUGGACGAUGGAGCCUCCGUAUCAAGUGCAUACACGUUGGCUUCUGGAGACAUUCUUCCAUUUCAUCGACAUUGA